Messenger RNA from Malaya genurostris, 1944 nucleotides. RefSeq names its product zinc finger protein OZF-like. The transcript has 2 exons. Gene Ontology annotation, cellular component: nucleus. Bases 160 to 1815 code for a protein of 551 amino acids. The record is from RefSeq and is a predicted model, not a curated record. NCBI's taxonomy places the organism in Eukaryota, Metazoa, Arthropoda, Insecta, Diptera, Culicidae.
ACAACAGCAGCAGAAUAACAAAAACUGAAAAACUUUAAUACAUAAAUUCAGCCGAUAAUUUUAGUUUACUUUCAAUGUAAUUUUGCUUCGCAGUGCUCCUCUGUAGGAUACAAAUUGGUAGAAAUCAAGGAAUUGAUGUUCGAUAAGUGAUAAUCAACAAUGUUGGGUAAAUAUGUUGAGCCUCUGGAAAAUGACCGAAAUCGCAACCAACCGAUAUCGAUGGUGCCGCCGCCACUUUAUCCGGCCCCACCAGUGACUUCAAUGGCAAAUCGGCGUGCAAACGAAAAUCCAGUAGCUGCUGUCGUCAAUUCACAUACAGCCAUUCCUGGCAAAAGUGUUUCCACGGCACCGUCAUCAACCGUAGUGAGCACUACAUUAGAAUCCAGUGUUAAGCAACUUACCCCGCAAUACCAGUGCCAGCUAUGUCUCAAAUGUUUCGAAAAUGUGUCCAGUUUGUCGUUGCAUUUGAGUUCACACGAACAGGACUAUCGGAACGCACCGGGAUACAAUGGGCAAAUUACUCCAGCGCAUACCAUUAAAACGGAACCCCAAUCUUUCCAUCUAGUGGCACCUCCGAACUAUCCCAGCACCAUGUUACAGAGUUUUCAGAUUGUCGCUAGCUCCGGUCAAACGUGUCAGACUUGUCAGAAAGUUUUUAGUUCCAACGAGCAGUUUCAUGCACAUAUGAAAAUCCACGAAAACGAAUCCCGCUAUCGGGCGUGGUAUCAGUCUAAUGCGGCAGGUGCGACACAAGCACAACCAACGAAGGAACCGGAACCAGAGGAAAACGACGGAAAACCGAUUGACUGUAUUGUGUGCCAUAGUAAAUUCCAGACUGCCGCCCUUUUAGCCGUUCAUCUGCGCGAGCAUAGCACCCAAAAGCCGUAUGCGUGCACAAUUUGUGGAAAAGGUUUCAUUCAAUCCAAUAAUCUUUCCACACAUAUGAAAGUUCAUUCUGGACAAAAACCUUUCAAAUGCGAUAUUUGCAAUAAAAACUUCAGUCAAUCCAACAACUUAAAGACACACGUACGGACGCACACCAAUGAACGGCCAUACGCAUGUGCCAUCUGCGAGAAACGGUUUAAUCAGAAAAACAACCUGACCACUCAUAUGCGAACUCACUCACUUAUCUGUAAAGUCUGCCGGGUUCAGUUUCAGCACCCAAUGGAACUGUCCAAUCACGUACGGAUUUGCUACGCAGAUCUUAAGCCGAACAUAUGCACCGUCUGUAACAAAGUGUUUCUCAACAAUGACGAACUGACCGAACAUAUGAAGCUGCACAAUCAGGUUAAACCACACAAGUGUCAAAUCUGCUUGAAGACGUUUACCCAGUCCAACAAUCUGAAGACCCACAUGAAAACUCAUAUCUUCCAAGAUCCUUUCAAAUGCACGUUUUGCUCACGUUCCUUCCAAAACGAGGAGGAGUUCACGCGUCACUCACUGGUGCAUUCGUCGCCGAAACCGUUUAAUUGCCCCUACUGUGGGAAACAAUUCAUACAGUCGAACAAUCUGAAAACCCACGUGCGUACGCACACCGGCGAGAAACCGUACAAAUGCUACAUAUGCGAUCGAUUGUUUAAUCAAAAAAAUAAUCUUAACACGCACUUGCGUAUCCACCAAGGACUCAAGCCCUAUCAGUGUACAGUUUGCGAAAAACGAUUCAAUCAAAGCAACAACUUGAAUAAGCACAUUUAUAAGGUUCACUGUCACGAGAAGAUGGGACAGCACAUCGGUCCGGCUCCAUCCGCUACGGCCACCGCAGUUGCAGCAGGAGCAACAGACGUCCCACUGGAUGGUGUUGGAGCGACCAGCUGAGUGCGAUAGUUGCCCCUUGUCCACAGCUGGAAUCUCGUAGAUAAGCUGAUGUGUAAAUGAUACGAUAUAGUAAUAAUGAUAAAUAAAGGUCUUAGUCUAUGUAUAUGUUACCGGUAUAACAUAAAAAUA